Schistocerca piceifrons (Central American locust) is the source of this 1887-nucleotide messenger RNA. It is a transcript of the gene Hmg-2, whose product is annotated as high mobility group protein 20A. The coding region runs from base 155 to 1258 and encodes 367 amino acids. Lineage: Eukaryota; Metazoa; Arthropoda; Insecta; Orthoptera; Acrididae. The transcript has 7 exons. Gene Ontology annotation, biological process: regulation of gene expression. Gene Ontology annotation, cellular component: nucleus. The record is from RefSeq and is a predicted model, not a curated record.
GCUAAGAGCAGUAUGUUUAUGUCUGGUGUUGUUUGUUAUGAACGGUGAUUUGAAAGUGCUUGUGAAUUUGUUAAUCCCGUAUUAGUUUACGUUUCCCAGUGUAAUUGACUCGUAUUUGCAAUUUCUGUUAACAUUCAAAGGACGAAAUUUGAUUAUGGAUCCGCUUGUGUCAGAUCUUUAUGCCAUCCACGAGGGUAUUAAGGUGGAGCCGGAAUCGAAGGAGAAUACGGCCCAGGACUCAACAAACACAACACAGUCAGAUAGUUCUGGCCAUCCACCAGUCGUUCCAUCAUCCGCUGCCCAACCAACACCACCUCAACAACCUGCAGCAGCCGUCUCACCAAAUCAUUCAAGUGUGGACAACCAGAGUUCAUCACAGAACGCCACACAGCCAGUGACAGCAGUGACAAAAGGAACUGGAAGCUCAGAUGAAAAAGCUCCAGAUUCAUCAGACAAUGGUAAUAAACCUCGUGCUGGUUGGCCUAAGGGAAAGAAGCGGAAAAAGAGCCAGCGUGAUCAAACUGCGCCUCGACAACCACUGACAGGUUAUGUGCGGUUUUUAAAUGAUCGCCGUGAGAAGGUGCGAGCAGAAAAUCCAAACCUCCCUUUUCCAGAAAUAACAAAACUGCUAGCAGUGGAAUGGAGCCAGCUCCCACCUGCCCAAAAACAGAGCUAUCUAGAUGCUGCUGAACAAGAUCGUGAACGCUAUGUCAGAGAACUAAAUGCCUAUAAACAAACAGAAGCUUAUCGUCUAUUCACACAGAAGCAAGUGGAGAAGAAACAGCGUCAAGAUAAACAAGUAGAGCAAGUUGUCCAAGAGGAUACAGAGAAGGAUGCAGAUUUCAAUGGACUUGACAUCCCCAUAUUCACAGAGGAGUUCCUUGAUCAUAAUAAAGCUCGUGAGGCUGAACUGCGACAGUUACGAAAGUCUAACACAGAUUAUGAACAACAAAAUGCUAUUUUGCAAAAGCAUAUUGAAAACAUGAAAGCAGCUGUCGAGAAGCUGGAGGCUGAGACAGUGCAACAGCAGAGUAGUAAUAAUGCACUCCAGCAACAUCUGGAACAUCUGAGGACAAACCUCUCGGCAACAUUUUCAUCACUCCCUCUCCCAGGAACUAAUGAGCUGCCCACAGUUGCUACUGUUGACGGCUAUAUAACAAGACUUAAUGCAGUUCUUAUGGACCAGUCAGCUCCAGACCAUGACGGACUUGCAGUCCGUGUGCGAGAGUUGGUCAACAGUUUAGAGUUUCCAGGAUGACCUUUCAGAGUGUCUGAAAAAAUAAGGACAUUAUAGCCACAAACUCUAACAGACAAUUUACUAUAAAAUAUUUCAUUUCUUAUCUUAAUUUUCAUUGUACAAGAUACUGCAGUUCAUCUGUACAUUAGCUUUAAAAUAAAGUGACGUGGGUAUGCUCUCUCAAAUAGCAAUUUCUUAUUGUAAUAUCCUACAAAGACUGGAAACAAUUUUUAACAAGUGAAAGUACAGUGAUCUAAGUAUGAAAUUGUAUAUUUUAAUUUGGUUCAUAUCAGUAAUUAAAGUAAAAAGUAAAUCUCUUCAGAGCUGUGUUUAUUGAAAACAUGUCCAUUAAUCUUCAAAAGAACAGUAAGCACACGUUUUGACUUUCAUUAAGAUUUCUCAGUUAUUUCCAUACUUAUUAUUGCAGGGAAAGAACAUAAAUAAGGAUGUUUGCUCUGUAGUUUGUGUAUCAGAAGCUCAGUUUACAAGAAUUUCAUCUCCUAUGACACAGUACUUGCUUCCUUCCAGACUUCAUUGUGACUGUUACAUUGUCUUUUAAUAUACUUUACUUGGCCUUGUCAUUGGUAUCAGCACAAUUUUAUUGUAUGCUUGUAUUGACUCAGAUGAAAAAGAAAAGUUUGUUUGCAGAA